This is a messenger RNA of Lindgomyces ingoldianus, 584 nucleotides long. RefSeq names its product RBP11-like subunits of RNA polymerase. Gene Ontology annotation, cellular component: RNA polymerase III complex; RNA polymerase I complex. The transcript is spliced from 4 exons. Gene Ontology annotation, biological process: DNA-templated transcription. Gene Ontology annotation, molecular function: DNA binding; protein dimerization activity; DNA-directed RNA polymerase activity. The record is from RefSeq and is a predicted model, not a curated record. The coding region runs from base 34 to 435 and encodes 133 amino acids. NCBI's taxonomy places the organism in Eukaryota, Fungi, Ascomycota, Dothideomycetes, Pleosporales, Lindgomycetaceae.
ACCAAUCUUCACGGAAAUUCUAUCAACGCCAAUAUGCCAGGCCAAACGCAGACCGAAUCCGCGAACAAUGUGCCCGUCGUCCAGACGGAUAUAGAGCAUAUCGAGGAGGAAGAUGAUGUUGCGGAUCGCGAUCGCAUCCGUGUGUUGGCUGGUGCUACCGAUACGGCGGCAAGUUUUCAGUUUGAUGGAGAGGAUCAUACGCUAGGGAAUGCUUUGAGAUAUAUCAUCAUGAAAAAUCCUGAUGUCGAAUUCUGUGGUUACUCGAUACCACAUCCCUCAGAAGCCAAGAUGAAUUUGAGGAUUCAGACAUACGAUGGCGUCAACGUCUAUGCCGUCCUCGAGAAAGGACUAGAAGAUCUGAUGGACCUUUGCGACGUAGUCAUCGACAAAUUCACGAUCGCGCGAGACGACUUCAAUGCAAAGAACCCACAAUAGAAAUCAUGAUAUAUCACAAUGAUACUCAUGCAUUUCUGGCGUUCCAGGGAAAAGGAAAACGGCGCAGACGGAAGGAAAUGGUAUUUGAGGUUAUGUACAAUGUGUAUUUUCUGAAUAUCUGGACCCUUUGCGAGGAUUCAGUUGCGGCC